AUGGCGGAAUCGAUAUACAGUAAAGGAACACAGGUAUGGUUUGAGGACAAAGAGCAAGGAUGGAUUCGCGGGGAGGUAUUGUCCUGCUUAUUGUCAGCUGAGGAGGAUGGAAUAGUGGAGCUGAAGUUUCUCAAUGAAAGACACAAGGAGACUACACUGAAAACUACGCUCAACGAAAUUGCUCGAAAUGCCACCAAGGAUACCAGAAAGACCCUUCCGCCUCUUUGUAACGCGCCCGAGUACGAUCAAGUGAACGACUUGACUCAGCUUCCUCAUUUGAAUGAACCAUCCAUCCUCCAUGUCAUCCACAAUCGAUAUACCACCCACAAACAACUCUACACCUACAGUGGAAUAGUCCUUGUCGCCAUCAAUCCUUUUACAGACGUCCCUAUCUAUGGGCAGAAUGUUAUCCAGAUGUACGCUGGGGCAGCGGGAAAGAAACGGGACGAGUUGAACUUGGAACCUCAUCUGUUUACUAUUGCCGAAGAAGCUUACAGAGCUAUGCAGAGAGAUUCGCAGGACCAGACGAUAAUCGUUUCUGGGGAAAGUGGUGCUGGGAAGACGGAAUCGGCGAAAUAUAUCAUGAGGUAUAUGGCUUCUAUGAAAUCCAACGUGUCCGAUAUGAUACCAGAAGAGGCUGCCUCAUCCGUCGAACAUCAAGUUCUCGCUACGAACCCCAUCCUUGAGGCAUUCGGUAAUGCCAAAACGUCAAGAAACGAUAAUUCUUCCCGGUUCGGAAAAUAUAUUCAGGCAUGGCUAAAACAUCCCCUCGUGCAGAUCCUUUUCGACUCCAACUCUUCCAUCGUCGGAGCUCGUAUCCGUACCUACCUUCUCGAGCGAUCACGAAUAUCCUUUCAACAACGAUCCGAACGAAACUACCAUAUAUUCUACCAGCUCUGCCAGGGAGUCUCUAAGCUGCCAGACUCGGAACGCGCUCAAUUUGGAUUAGACGGAUUAAACUCGGACUUGACAGACGGGAAAGGAUUCCGAUACCUCUCGUCGUCUUCUUCCUCUUUCAAGAUUGACAAUGUCGACGAUGCAGCCAACUUUGCUGCAACCCGUCAAGCAUUGUCCGUUGUUGGUAUCGACUCCGCAAACCAACUGUCUAUCUUCCGUCUCCUAGCUGGUAUCCUCCAUCUCGGUAACAUCGACAUACAACACAGGCGAGAUGCCAAAGAUGCGAUAAUCGAUUCUAAAAGUGAUCAUGCUUUAGCCAAAGCUACGGAGCUACUUGGUAUCAGCGCAGAGCAAUUUGCUCGAUGUACGACGAAGAAGGUCAUCGAUGCUAGAGGAGAGAAGUAUGAGUCUGCGAGAACAGUGGAUCAAGCGGUGGGUGUGAGGGAUGGAGUGGCAAAGUUUAUCUAUAAUAGUGUUUUUGAUUGGUUGGUGAAGAGGAUCAAUGAGAGGGAGAGUGACGACAAGGGACGAAGGGAGAGAACAUUCAUUGCAGUGCUGGAUAUUUACGGUUUUGAACAUUUCCAGACGAACUCUUUUGAGCAAUUCUGCAUCAAUUACGCCAAUGAGAAGCUACAACAGCAGUUCGUUUCCCACGUCUUCAAACUUGAGCAAGCCGAAUACGCCUUAGAAUCCAUCGACUGGACCACCAUCGAAUUUUCCGACAAUCAACCUUGCAUUGAUCUUAUAGAAGGCAAACUCGGUAUUCUCGCCUUACUUGAUGAAGAAUCCCGUCUCGCUACCGGAACAGACGAUUCCUUCAUCGACAAGCUCAACAGUCAACUCAAAUCCCCUUCCUCGCAACAUAAAGCCAUUUUCAAAGAUCACCUACACGGAAACGAAGCAUUCACCAUAGCGCAUUAUGCCGGAGAUGUGUCAUAUAAUAUCGAUGGAUUCCUGGAGAAGAACCGGGGAACGGUGCCGGAUGAGCAUAGGGAUUUGCUUAUGGGUUCGACGAAUGAGUUUUUGAGAGAGGUUGUAGAGGUUGGGUCCAAUGUGGGUAUUGAUAGUCACGCGAAUCCGCAUGCCUCAAAAAACGGGCCGAGCGGAGUAGUGUCCCCCAAACCAGGAGGCGCGGUCAGCGCAAACGGGCCAAGUAAGGCAGUAUCAGGCCGCAAACCCACGCAAUGUUCUGUCUUCAAACUGUCUUUGCUCACACUGACUGAGGCUCUGAAACGGACGUCGAUACACUACAUCCGAUGUAUCAAGCCGAAUGAGAGUAAGACACCUUGGUUAUUCGAUGGCAGCUCAGUUGCAGCUCAAUUGAAAGCAUGUGGGGUGUUGGAGACGAUUAGAAUUACGAGUGAGGGGUAUCCAACGAGGUGGAGAUAUGAGGAUUUUGUGGAAAGGUAG
Lentinula edodes (shiitake mushroom) is the source of this 2307-nucleotide messenger RNA. Its product is annotated as P-loop containing nucleoside triphosphate hydrolase protein. Gene Ontology annotation, molecular function: microfilament motor activity; ATP binding; actin filament binding. The transcript is spliced from 8 exons. The coding region runs from base 1 to 2307 and encodes 768 amino acids. Gene Ontology annotation, cellular component: actin cytoskeleton; myosin complex; vesicle. Gene Ontology annotation, biological process: vesicle transport along actin filament; actin filament organization. Lineage: Eukaryota; Fungi; Basidiomycota; Agaricomycetes; Agaricales; Omphalotaceae. The record is from RefSeq and is a predicted model, not a curated record.